Acanthaster planci (crown-of-thorns starfish) is the source of this 3625-nucleotide messenger RNA. It is a transcript of the gene vps16, whose product is annotated as VPS16 core subunit of CORVET and HOPS complexes. The record is from RefSeq and is a predicted model, not a curated record. Gene Ontology annotation, biological process: endosomal transport; vacuole fusion, non-autophagic; intracellular protein transport. NCBI's taxonomy places the organism in Eukaryota, Metazoa, Echinodermata, Asteroidea, Valvatida, Acanthasteridae. Gene Ontology annotation, molecular function: actin binding. Gene Ontology annotation, cellular component: endosome; cytoplasm; lysosomal membrane.
AAGGGGCGGUCCAAAAUGGCGCACGUUUCUGGCGACUGGAACCCUUUGGGGGAAGUGUUUUACAGAAAAUUGGAGUUGUACAGUAUGGACAGAAGCUGGCAAGAGAUCGCCGAACUCAAGAAAUUCAAGGUGGCCGCUGCUCCAUAUGGAGGGCCCAUUGCUCUUGUUCGUGAUGAAAGCAAGAUGACACAUGUCCGCGGAGGCACCCGCCCCACCAUCUACAUCUACACAUCGUCUGGGCGAGAAAUCUCACAGUUCAGGUGGGACAGUGGCAAGUUGCUGCAUAUGGGGUGGUCCAGCUCGGAAGACUUGCUCUGUGUCCAGGAAGACGGCACAGCCCUGGUCUAUGACAUCUUCGGUAGCUUCAAGCGAAAUUUUAGUUUAGGGCAGGAAGCCCGUGAUACCAAAGUUGUAGAGUGCAAGAUAUUUCAGGGCUACGUGGGCACAGGAUUGGCCAUACUGACGGGCAGCUAUCGAUUCUUUGUGAUCAAUAAUAUCGACGAGGGACACAGCCGAAAGAUGGUUGAAGUGCCCGGCUUGGACUGUCCACCGAGCAGUUGGGGCAUCAUCUGCCGAGACAGACACACCCAGAUCUUACUCGCCAAGGAGAAGCAGCUGUUCCUGGUGGACUACACAGAUGCGCACGAGCAGGCACUAGAGACCAGAAGUCCUGUGAAUGCUUUCAUUGAGAUGGCUGUGUCUUUCGAUAACCGUCUCCUAGCUCUGUUUGCUGAUACGGGCCUUCUGUGGAUUGGCUCAUCUGACUUACAGAAGGUGUACUGCGAGUUUGACACCAAGAGCCAGGUGAGACCCAAGCAGCUGGCCUGGUGUGGCACGGGUGCAGUGGUGGGAUACUGGGAGAAUCUCCUCUUGGUCAUCGGGCCUCACAAGGACUGGAUCAAGUUCAACAUGGACAGUGAUGCGUACUUAAUUCCAGAAGUGGACGGUGUGCGGAUCGUGGACACCUUCACUCACGAGUUGCUGCAGAGAGUUCCAGUUGUCGUGGAGGAGAUCUUCAAGAUUGGCUCCAUGGCUCCGGGAGCGAUGCUGUUUGAAGCAUCAAAAGAGUUCCAGAAAGAAAGUCAGAGGGCAGACGAGUACAUCCGCAUGGUGAAGGACCAGCUGCCAUUGGCUGUGGACCAGGCCAUCGAGGCCGCUGGGUGUGAGUACGAACCCGCGACGCAGAGGAUGCUCCUGAGGGCUGCGUCUUUUGGAAAGUGUUUCCUGACCAACAUGGGCCCCGAGAAGUUCGUCAACAUGUGCAAGCUACUCCGAGUUCUCAACUCGGUCCGGGAGUACCACGUGGGCAUGCCGCUCAGUUAUGAACAACUCAAGAGACUGACAUUGCCAGUGCUGAUCGACAGGUUGAUCCUACGUCGUCAGUGGUGCCUUGCCAUGCACAUUAGUCGCUUCCUCAAACUGCCUGAAGCCGACGGAGAGAGUAGAAUACUGGGACACUGGGCUUGCUAUAAGGUCUUGCAGAAACAUAUCGCCGACGAGAAGAUUGCCCAAGACAUCAAGAGCAAGUUGGACACCGCUCCGGGGAUUGCGUACUCAGAGAUAGCCAAGAAAGCUUCGGAAUGCGGCCGCACCCAACUAGCUGUCAGGUUACUCGAAUACGAGCCACGGGCAGCUGAACAAGUCCCACUCUUAAUGACCAUGAGGGAUCAAAAAGUAGCCCUCACCAAAGCAAUCGAGAGUGGGGAUACGGACCUAGUCUACUUGGUGCUACUCCAGAUGCAGGAGACUAUGCCAAUGGGAGACUUCCUCAUGUCUCUACGCAACCAGCCGAUGGCCCAGAGCCUUUUCAUGCAGUUUUGCCGUGAGCAGAAGCCCUCCCUGCUGUCGGACCUGUACUAUCAGAAUGACGACUUCCAAGAAAUGGCUAACUGUCAAGUUGCUGAGAGCUUCAAAAUGACGGAGUUUCAGCACAAGGCAGACAAGCUAAAUGGAGCGCACGACAACUACACCAAAGCAAGGAAUGAAUUUGCAGCCAAAGCGACAGAAGAGCAGAACAGAUUGCUGGGUUACCAGCGACGGCUGGAGGAGCAGUACAAGGUGGCCUUCAUUGGUAAGUCGCUGCACAACACCAUGCACGAGCUGGUAUCCAAGAACAUGGGCAAGCUGGCCGAGCAGCUGCGGAAGGAAUUCAAGGUGCCAGACAAAAGAUUCUGGUGGCUGAAAAUAGACGCACUGGCAAACUCGGGUGACUGGAUUGAACUCGAGAAGUUUGCAAAAAGCAAGAAGUCCCCCAUUGGAUAUGAGCCAUUUGUUGAAGUCUGUAUGAACCACCAUAACAAGUAUGAGGCCAACAAGUACAUAGGAAGAGUGGCAGCCGAGAACAAGGUUAAAAUGUACAUCAAAAUGGGUUCCAUGGAAGAAGCCGCAGAUCUUGCCUUUCAGCAGAGAAGCGAGGAAGACCUCAACCAAGUCAUGAGGCAUUGCCUUGGUAACCGGGCCCUGACUGCCAAGAUCCAAAGCAUGAAAUCACAGUUGGCAGCCAAGAAGUGAGCAGGACACCAGCGGCAUUUGAAAACAAAAAAGGCAGCCAUCUUGGUCCGGUUCCCCAAAUAUAAGGCCAGCAUAGCAUGGUUUCUUAAACGGCACCACAAAAAUAUUCCCCCCCUCCAGUCUUGCAUCGAUCAGACGAGAUAUAGUAUGUGAUAUAAGUAUAUGAAGAAAAGAAUAUUUUUCUUUGUAAAAAAUUGGAAGGGGUUUAACAUGAGCCUUGUCUUUUAUAGGUCUGAUAAGUCAGGUUAUUUCUUCAACUUCUGUUGGAAAAUGCAGCUUCUGCUUAGACUGGCCUAUGAAAACUGGUCUGGUAACCCUGCCAUGUGUUGCCUAUUCUUCCACUGAUAUAAUAUAUAUCUAUAUAUAGGUUUGGUUGGCUUUGUAACUCAGAAUAUACUAGGAGCUCUAGUUGUCACGACAUUGCGGGGACUAGAUAAAUUACCUCAUCGUAACCUAGGGUGCAUCCAGAACCAAAUUUUCAGGGGUCUCAGUCUUUUUUUUAUGAAACUUUUAUAGCCUUUCUGCGGGUGGGGCUACGUUUGGGGGCUUUUUACACGCUUCAGAAAAAAAAGGAAAUGGAACAACAGAAAGUGCUUUCACGGAGUCCCCCGAUCGCCAGUGGUUCUGACUAGAACCUGUCAUAAACCUAUGCAUGGUGCGUGUCACCUCAUGGUGCAGCUUCACAUGAUUUCAUGCAAGGUGUACGGCUCAAGUGUCCCCCCCCACACACGCACACCCCUUUUGAGGUCUUCACUGUUCUAAUUCUUGUGAGAUAUCUAGGAUGGUGUAUUUGGUGAUGGUAUGUCAAGGGUGGUCCCUCACAAAUGAGCCAAUGCGGGAUUUCAGAAAGCCAAGGUCGUUCGAGAACAAAGCACACUUGCAGGUCAGCAGGUAAGCGGACCUCUGGUGUGCACCUAGCUGUUCCCGAAUGCUCUCAGAUGCCCGUCAUUUGGGACACGCGCUGUUGGAAAUACACAGAACCAGCUCAUUGUACACUACAAUCCCUACUGGGCUAUAGGAUGGUAGCACGCAUGCCACCUGCGUAUGAACAGGAUGGCCCCGCAGUAAGAGCUUUUAAUCCUGGUCGAGGGAUCAGACUAUAGCCGGGCAUACG